AUGCCGUCCGCCAUAAAUGCAGCGGUGGCUCAGCAGACAGCUGCUGGGUCAGUUCCCAGCGCUACUAUUAGCACUACAACUGAAGGUGCGGGUGGGGGCACAGGGGGGAUUUAUUCUGCCAUUAUAAGUCGCAACCAGCCCAUUAUCAAAGUAAAGGAGAAGACCUAUGAAGAGCUUCACAAGAAGUGCCUGGAGAAAAACAUACUCUACGAAGAUCCUGAUUUCCCACCAAAUGAGUCCUCCCUCUUCUAUAGCCAGAAAAUCCCCAUCAAGUUUGAAUGGAAAAGACCACGUGAAAUCUGUGAGAAUCCACGGUUUAUUAUUGGCGGAGCCAACAGAACAGAUAUCUGUCAAGGAGAAUUAGGUGACUGCUGGUUCCUGGCUGCCAUUGCUUGCCUGACACUGAAUAAAAAACUGCUCUGUAGAGUCAUACCUCAUGACCAGUCCUUUAUACAAAACUACGCUGGCAUCUUUCACUUCCAGUUCUGGCGCUAUGGAGACUGGGUGGACGUCGUCAUCGAUGACUGCUUACCCACGUACAACAACCAGCUGGUCUUUACCAAGUCUUCCCAGCGCAACGAGUUCUGGAGCGCCCUCCUGGAAAAGGCCUAUGCAAAACUCCAUGGGUCAUACGAAGCUUUGAAAGGCGGCAACACGACCGAAGCCAUGGAGGACUUCACCGGAGGAGUCACAGAGUUCUAUGAGAUAAAGGAUGCCCCUAAAGAUAUCUAUAAAAUCAUGAAACAUGCCAUUGACAGAGGAUCCCUCAUGGCCAGCUCCAUUGAUGAUAACCUAGGCUUUUCCUACGGAUCAGCUCCUCGGAGCGACAUUGGGGAACUGAUUGCUCGAAUGGUAAAGAAUCUAGAAAACGCACAGAUGACUCACUCCACUGUAGACUACCAGGGGACAGAGGAAAGGCCAGCCUGGACCAUAGUCCCAAUGCAAUAUGAAACACGGAUGUCUUGCGGGCUCGUCAAAGGUCAUGCCUACUCCGUCACGGCUGUGGAAGAAACAACAUUUAAAGGGGAAAAAAUACGUUUAGUGAGGCUGAGAAACCCCUGGGGGCAGGUGGAAUGGAACGGACCUUGGAGUGACAAGUCAGAGGAGUGGAAUUUCAUUAACGAAGCAGAGAAAAUACGCCUGCAGCACAAGAUCGUGGAGGAUGGGGAGUUCUGGAUAUCAUUUGAAGAUUUCAUGAGGCACUUCACAAAACUUGAGAUCUGUAACCUCACACCUGAUACUCUGGAAGCCGAUAAACUCCAGACCUGGACUGUAUCAGUCAACGAAGGGCGCUGGGUGAGAGGCUGCUCAGCUGGAGGUUGCCGCAAUUAUCCAGAUACAUUUUGGACCAAUCCCCAGUAUCGCUUGAAGCUCCUGGAGGAAGAUGAUGAUCCUGAGGAUGAAGAGGUUAUCUGCAGCUUCCUCGUUGCACUGAUGCAGAAAAAUAGGAGGAAAGAACGCAGGCUGGGAGCCAACCUGUACACCAUUGGCUUUGCCAUCUACGAGGUGCCCAAAGAGAUGCAUGGUACUAAGCACCACUUGCAAAAGGAUUUUUUCCUCUACAAUGCCUCCAAAGCUAGAAGCAAGACCUAUAUAAACAUGCGAGAAAUCUCUGAGCGUUUUCGGCUACCUCCCAGCGAGUAUGUUGUCAUCCCAUCGACAUAUGAACCCCACCAGGAGGGAGAAUUCAUCCUGAGGGUCUUCUCAGAGAAAAGAAGUCUUUCAGAGGAGGCUGAAAACAUGAUUGAGGCAGAGCGUCCGUCGAAGAAGAAGAAGGGCAAGCCUAUCAUCUUUGUUUCCGACAGAGCAAACAGUAAUAAGGAGCUGACAGCAGAUGAAGACACUGGCAAAGAUGGUGAAAAAACCCAUGCAGAUGAGAAAAAGCAUCCUUCAGCAAAAGCUCGUGAGGGGAGUGAAGAGGAAAAACAGUUCAGGAAUAUUUUCCGACAGAUUGCAGGGGAUGACAUGGAGAUCAAUGCUGAAGAACUCAGGAAUGUUCUCAACAAUGUUGUAAAAAAACAUAAGGACCUAAAGACAGAAGGAUUUGAACUGGAAUCGUGCCGCAGCAUGAUUGCUUUAAUGGAUACAGAUGGCUCAGGGAAGAUAAACUUCGAUGAGUUUCGACACCUCUGGGACAAGAUUAAAAGCUGGCAGAAAAUUUUCAAGCGUUAUGACACGGAUCAUUCGGGAACCAUUAACAGCUAUGAGAUGCGCAAUGCAGUCAAUGAUGCAGGGUUUCGGCUGAACAACCAGCUCUAUGACAUCAUCACCAUGCGCUACGCCGACAAGAAUAUGAACAUCGACUUCGACAGCUUCAUCUGCUGCUUCGUGCGCCUGGACGCCAUGUUCAGGGCAUUCCAUGCCUUUGACAAAGAUGGAGAUGGCAUCAUUAAGCUCAAUGUCCUGGAGUGGCUGCAGCUGACGAUGUACGCCUAA
Messenger RNA from Gavia stellata (red-throated loon), 2436 nucleotides. RefSeq names its product calpain 3 (gene CAPN3). The record is from RefSeq and is a predicted model, not a curated record. Gene Ontology annotation, biological process: proteolysis; negative regulation of apoptotic process. The transcript has 24 exons. Gene Ontology annotation, cellular component: cytoplasm. NCBI's taxonomy places the organism in Eukaryota, Metazoa, Chordata, Aves, Gaviiformes, Gaviidae. Gene Ontology annotation, molecular function: calcium-dependent cysteine-type endopeptidase activity; calcium ion binding. The coding region runs from base 1 to 2436 and encodes 811 amino acids.